Molecule: messenger RNA, 926 nt
Organism: Marasmius oreades (fairy-ring Marasmius)
Lineage: Eukaryota; Fungi; Basidiomycota; Agaricomycetes; Agaricales; Marasmiaceae
Exons: 5
Coding region: 53-721 (222 amino acids)
Biological process (GO): mitochondrial respiratory chain complex IV assembly
Cellular component (GO): mitochondrial inner membrane
Source: RefSeq, a predicted model, not a curated record
UCACUAGCACCAUCACCCCACCACCGCCACCGCUACAACACACUUAGACGAAAUGAAGCUCGACGUUACUCAAGAAGAGCUUAUUGGACACAGAAAUGCCACGAUAAGAGGCGCUGCAGAAGGAACAGCCGCCAGCGCUCUUAUCGCCUACGGUGCCGUUUCGCUCAUGAGCAAGCGAUGGCCCGCUUUCCGCCAGCUACCCAGAUCGCUCAAGGCGCUUGGAGGGAUUGUGUUGAUGGCACCUUGUCUGACUAUACAAGCAGAGCGAAGAGGAUUGGAGUUUGAUCAAUCCCAAUGGAAGGACGGAGGUGCACAAAUCAUUACCGACCAGGAACAGAAAGAACAGAAACGCUGGGACUCAUUGUCUGCUAUGGAUAAGAUCAGUGACUGGGCCAGCCGACAUGAAUACAGUAUUAUUAUGGGGUCGUGGGCUCUUAGUUUGGCUGCUGCUGGUGCGAUAAUAUCGCGAGACAGAUAUCAAACUGGACCCCAGAAGAUCGUGCAAGCUCGUAUGUGGGCUCAAGGACUAACAAUCGGAAUCCUUAUUGCUGCUGGUGCACUUAAACAUGGCCAGAGACAGGACAGUCUUCAGAAGAUGGAGGAUCACUCAUGGCGGGAUGUGUUGGAGCAACAAGAGAAGGAAAGGCGAGAAGACGAAGCAAAGGUCACAGAACAAAAAGUUUCUGCUGCGGAACGCAGAGCUGCUUGGAACAUUCAGUAAUUACGCUCUUUUUCUUGCAAGGCUUGAUUUUGGGUCGCAUCGAUUCAUCCGGCAAUACCAAAUAAUCCACGCAUUCAUUAUUUACUGUAGCGUUGCAUUCUAGUUUCGCAAAUUGUAGAUUGGGACGAUGCAAUUUUUAAUACUGUACGUACUACUGUAUGUAGUUACUACUUCUAGUAGAAUAAUUCAAGACGAUUACCUUUGA